Molecule: messenger RNA, 3552 nt
Organism: Hemibagrus wyckioides
Lineage: Eukaryota; Metazoa; Chordata; Actinopteri; Siluriformes; Bagridae
Gene: taok3a
Product: TAO kinase 3a
Exons: 22
Coding region: 754-3432 (892 amino acids)
Biological process (GO): execution phase of apoptosis; protein phosphorylation
Molecular function (GO): protein kinase activity; ATP binding
Source: RefSeq, a predicted model, not a curated record
UUAUUUUUUUAUUUCUUUAUUGUAUUUUCAGGGGGCACAAACUUUUGCACUUAACGGAGAAAGAUGCGCAAAUCUCGCCCACACCAAAUAUCGCGAUACUAUCAAAAAACCACACUCGCAUUUAAUAUUAAUAACGUUUCCGGCCUCUAACUUUUCAAAGGAGUCGAAAGUGAAUUCAGAAUAAACAUGAAUAUUUUACCAAACAGAAAGACUCCCUGGAGUGUUUCAAAGUGGUUCACAGACAGUCAAAAAAAAAUCUCCCGUUAAAAAUACGGCUUUAAAUAAUUAAAAUAUGAUUUAACAAAAAAAAGAGAAAGAAAAAGACAGACAAGUUAGCAAGCACCGCUAACGGUUAUGCUAAUAGUAAUGCUAAUGCUAAUUUGACACACGUCAUAUACAGAGUUAAAUAUGGCGACACUGGUUGAGUGACGGAUUUAAUUGGAGAGCUUUACAAGCUUUGAAUGUUUUAAGAAAAGCGUGAGGUUGAGAUUUUUGGGGCCGUCAGACCAGUGUUUUGUGUUUAUAAACUCUGUAAGGAAACCCAGGGACUUUCAGAAGCUUUCACAGACGUCAAAAACAGGACUUUAAGUGUAUCUGUUGGUCAUGAAUCAGAUGGUGGAGGAAUAGAGGACGAACUCGGCCCGAUCCAGCUCUAUCCCACACUGCGUUUAAAGGUAGAGCAGGUAAAUGCCGUGGCCGGCGGGGGUGUGUGGUCUCCAGCGGGUGGUCUCCAGACGUUCAGGCUAACCCACCAUGCCAUCGUCCACGCGGAAAGUGAAGGACCCCGACCUCGCCAGCCUCUUCUUCAAAGAUGACCCGGAGGAGGUGUUCUGCGACCUCCACGAGAUCGGCCAUGGGAGUUUCGGCGCCGUUUACUUCGCCCGAAACUCCUACACCAGCGAGGUGGUGGCCAUUAAGAAGAUGUCUUAUAAUGGCAAACAGACCACAGAGAAGUGGCAGGACAUCAUUAAAGAGGUCAAGUUUCUGGAACAGCUGAGACACCCAAACACCAUUGAGUAUAAAGGAUGCUACCUGAAAGACAACACUGCCUGGCUGGUCAUGGAGUACUGUUUAGGCUCAGCCUCUGAUUUGUUAGAAGUUCAUAAGAAACCACUGCAGGAGGUUGAAAUCGCUGCCAUCACCCAUGGUGCCUUGCUGGGACUGGCUUACCUGCAUUCCCAUAACAUGAUCCACAGGGAUGUUAAGGCGGGAAACAUCCUCUUGACUGAGCCUGGUCAGGUUAAACUGGCUGAUUUUGGCUCUGCCUCCAUGAGCUCUCCAGCCAACUCAUUUGUGGGGACUCCGUACUGGAUGGCUCCUGAGGUGAUUUUAGCCAUGGACGAAGGCCAAUAUGAAGGCCGGGUGGACAUCUGGUCUCUGGGGAUCACCUGUAUUGAGCUAGCCGAGCGCAAACCUCCUCUGUUCAACAUGAAUGCUAUGAGUGCCUUAUAUCACAUUGCUCAGAAUGAUUCGCCCACGCUGCAGUCCAAUGACUGGUCGGAUGCGUUCAGGAGCUUCGUGGAUUACUGCCUACAAAAAAUACCUCAGGACAGACCCCCUUCAGCUGAACUCCUGCGACAUGAUUUUGUGCGUCGUGAUCGACCUCCAAGGGUCCUGGUGGACCUGAUCCAGAGGACGAAGGAUGCCGUGCGGGAGCUGGACAACCUGCAGUACCGCAAGAUGAAGAAGAUGCUCUACCAGGAGAAACAUAACAGUCCGAUGGGAGAGUCCCAGGAGGAGGAGGAGGAUGGAGAUCAGGGCUGUAAGGGGAACAGUGUUGGCAGUAAUCACUCUGUGCCCAGUACCUCCAUCAGUACGGGCAGUCAGAGCAGCAGCAUCAACAGCCUACAGGAGUGUAACGAUGACCCCUGCUCUGAAAUGGCACUACCAACCCACGAGUACGACAGCACGCUCGAGUCUUCCACACACCACAAAAAGGAUCAUCAGUAUAUCCGUGAUGAAGCUGGUCACCGCUCUGACUUUCGACCUUCACCAUCAGAUCGUGCUCAGGCUCAUAAUUAUAAAAACCGUGAACGAUUCGCUACCAUCAAAUCCGCCUCGUUGGUGACGCGUCAGAUCCAUGAACAUGAGCAGGAGAACGAGCUGCGUGAGCAGAUGUCCGGAUACAAGCGCAUGCGACGGCAGCACCAGAAGCAGCUGAUUGCUCUGGAGAACAAGCUGAAGGCCGAGAUGGACGAACACAGGCUGAAGCUGCAGAAGGAGGUGGAGACGCAGGCCAACAACGCCUACAUCGAGCUGGAGAAACUCGCCAAGAAGCACGCCAUCCAAACAGAUAAAGAGAUGAAGAUGACGGCAGCGGACGAGAAGAAGUUCCAGCAGCAGAUUUUGGCCCAGCAGAAGAAAGAGCUCACCACCUUCCUGGACAACCAGAAGAAACAGUACAAACUGUGCAAGGAGAAAAUUAAAGAGGAGAUGAACGAGGACCACAGCACUCCAAAGAAGGAGAAGCAGGAGCGUUUGUCCAAGCAUAAGGAGAACAUGCAGCAUUCACAGGCGGAGGAGGAAGCGCAGCUUCUUGGCCAGCAGCGUCUCUACUACGAGCGCAACUGCAGGGCUUUCAAACGCAAAGUCAUGACCAAGAGGCACGAGUUUGAGCAGGAGCAGCUACGAGAGGAGCUGAACAAGAAGAAGACGCAGAAGGAGAUGGAGCAUGCCAUGCUGAUCAGACACGACGAGUCCACUCAGGAGCUGGAGCACCGGCAGCUGAAAACGCUGCAGAAGCUGCGCAUGGAUCUGAUCCGCCUGCAGCACCAAACUGAGCUGGAGAACCAGAUCGAGUACAAUAACCGCAGAGAGAGAGAACUGCACCGCAAACACGUCCUCGAACUCCGGCAGCAGCCCAAAAACCUUAAGGUGAUGGAGCUGCAGAUAAAGAAGCAGUUUCAGGACACGUGUAAAGUGCAGACGAAGCAGUACAAAGCGCUGCGGCACCACCAGCUCGAGGUGACGCCGAAAAACGAGCACAAAACCGUGCUUAAGGCGCUGAAGGAUGAGCAGACGCGCAAACUCGCCAUCCUGGCUGAGCAAUACGAGCAGAGCAUCAACGAGAUGAUGGCAUCACAGGCGCUGCGUCUGGAUGAAGCUCAGGAGGCCGAGUGUCAGGCUCUGAGGCAGCAGCUGCAGCAGGAGAUGGAGCUCCUCAACGCUUACCAGAGCAAGAUCAAGAUGCAGACGGAGGCACAGCACGAACGCGAGCAGCAAAAACUCGAGCAGAAAGUGUCGCUGCGCAGAGCUCACCUCGAACAAAAGAUCGAAGAGGAGCUGGCUUCUCUUCAGAAGGAGCGUACGGACCGGAUCAAAUACCUGCUGGAGCGUCAGGAGCGCGAAGUGGACGCCUUCGACAUGGAGAGCCUGCGCCUGGGCUUCACCAACCUGGGCGCUUUAGAUUACCCUAAAGACGACUACAGAUGAGACACGCGACCUUCUCUGCCUUUUAUUAAGAAGCAAAAAAAAAAAGGAAAAAAAAAAAAAAAAAAAGUCCUCCACUCUUUUAGACACGUGCAGUUUUUGCUACUGACAAAAAAAAAGAAA